AUGGUAGUGACUAUCCCCCUCUCGCUCGUGGGAGGGGUUACAAGAGGUGGGGAUCUUCAUCUCCUUGCAGAUGCUAAUUGCACAGGAGAGAUCUCGGAGGACAAUCGCUUCAUAAGUAUCUCAACUAACCUUACAGACUGCGGAACCGAAACAAAGGAGUAUGACACUCAAAUCGUAUACAGUAACACUGUCGUUGAGAGAACUACAGAUAGCUUAAUAUCUCGGCUAACCGAAGUUUUCAUGCCUUUUUCCUGUGGAUACAAUCGGUCAGAGCAUCUCGGACUAGACCCUUACCAGAUUACCAACUAUAAGCUGAAUUCGUCAAAAAUUUCCACAGGGCGGUAUGAAUUCUCUUUAGAUAUCUUCAAAGAUGGCAAUUUCAGGGACAAGUAUGCUGAUUCUGAGUAUCCUGUGGAUGUGGACCUGAACGAAGAACUGUAUCUAGGAGCAUCGGUUCUUUCGCAAGAAAGGUCUCUCGAUGUCUCUAUCAAGAGCUGUGUAGCCACACCAUCUGCUUCCUUUAACGAUGAGCAAUGGACUAUCAUAAGAGAUGGGUGUGCAGUUGACACGUCAACCCGUAUUGAUGAUGAUGCUAUUGGUUUUGUGGGCGUGACCAUUGAUGCGUUCCGAUUCGUCGAUCUUGGUAAUAGAGUUUACAUCCAUUGUGAUUUGCUGGUAUGUCAGGCAAUCGGUGAAAUUGGAUACUCGGAAUGUAAUCCCGCUUGCGUAGGAACUUCGAGCAACCGCCAUGUCCGUGAUGUUGGAGAACCCAGUCUUCACCAGAGGAGAAUAAUGAGAGGACCAUUGAGAUUAAAACGAAGUGCUCAUAUUCUCUCAUCUCAUGACAUGGAAGAUUAUAAUAAAAUACCAGUUCUCCAUCAAACGUUCAAUGCCUGGAUUGUGAUGAUUGUUACCAUGGCAAUUCUGUGCAUCAUUCUUCUUGGUAUGAUCGCUGGACUCAUAUUGAUGCAAAGGAUAACUACGUAUCAACAAAGUCAAAACAUGUGUCCAGAAGAACCACAUGCAUAA
Messenger RNA from Lytechinus pictus (painted urchin), 1029 nucleotides. RefSeq names its product ZP domain-containing protein-like. The transcript is spliced from 5 exons. The record is from RefSeq and is a predicted model, not a curated record. NCBI's taxonomy places the organism in Eukaryota, Metazoa, Echinodermata, Echinoidea, Temnopleuroida, Toxopneustidae. The coding region runs from base 1 to 1029 and encodes 342 amino acids.